CAGUGCGAAUUCAAAUGCACAGGUGAGCGAACGUUACCCUGUCUGUCGUCUGUCGCUUGUCGCUUGUCUUUUUUCUUUGCGUUUACCGUUCAUCGUUUCAUCGUUUUUCGCUGCGUCAGAGAUCGUCGCCGUUUCUGUCUCUGUCUGGCGACCGUGUCAAGAACUGUUGGCAGCCGAGCGUGUCAGAGCAGCGCCAUUGUAAAUAUUGCGUAUACGCAGCGUAUGUUACGCCGAACCCGUGACCUUAAACUAACAAAAAGUAUCAGAUAACUCCCAUAUACAGCACCUAUAAGUACGCGAUAAACCGACCAAAACCGCUUAGACCCCCCGCGCCUCAUCAUCGCAAUAAAGCAACGAAAUAAGAAUCAAAAGCAAAAGCAAAAAGGCAAGAGCGCACACACAGACACACAGGCACACAGGAGAGGAGUGGAGAGGAGAGAUACGUAUACGUGUUUCGACCCAAACAAGCAAAAAGCCAAAAUAAGAUAAAAAUUGUGUAUACAGGCGUUGCGUUGAGGUGGAAACGAUGACAAAAAACAAAAGUAAAUAGCGCCGCAAUAAAUGCUGAAAUUCGCUGGAGAGUAGCGCGAGAAUUGAGAAUUAAAAAUAAAAACCCCCAACCCAACCAAAGACAGAGAGAGAUAGAGAGAGAGAGAGAGUGCGCGGACAUAAAGAAAUAAAGCAAUUACGAUAAGUCUUAUCAGACACCCGCCACCCGCCACCCGCCACCCGCAACCGCACCCAACACCCAGCACCGAAAGAAACCAAACAUGGCCGACUCCGAUCUCAGUCCGUUGCCGUUCCGUCGCGAGCGCAAUCUCAGCAACAGAAACUUCAACAAGCGCAACUCUCGGCGCCGCAUCAGCCAGCAGGCGGCGGAGCAGGAGCGCCACCCCAGUACCAACAUGGACGCCGACGGUGCCGGACAACGCGAUAGUGCCGUGAGCAGCAGCUCCAGCUCAUUCCAGCUCUCCUACUCGCUCAACUCCGACCCGGAGAGUGCGUUCCAGCGUCGCUCUCUGCUCAAAAUGCGUGAGCCCGAGGCGCAGGGCGGGCGAGGGCGAGGUGAGAGCGUGCCACAGACACCCAUGACGCCCACAACGCCGGAUCCCGCGUGGCUCGAUGUACGGCAGAAGGUGCAGCGCUUCGAGACGCUGAAGACGACCAUUGGAUACAUGCGCCAGGAGAGACACAGCCUGAAAUUGCUCGAGAAUCGCCGCCAUCCGUCAUUCGAGGAGUAUGCGGGAGAGCCUAGAACGCCACCGGCCACACCACCGCGACGCUACCGCCUGCCUGGUCUGGCCGGCAGUCGGUGCAGCUCCAUAGCCAGCACUCCCGGCGCCACCAGCAGCAGCAUCAGCGAGGUGCGCUCCGAGGACGAAGUGGAUCAGAUAUCGGACUUUGAAACGGAUCCACAUGCAACCAGGGAGUACGUACUCGCUGAGAGCGCCUCCGAGGUGUUGCCCAGCCACGGCGCAGAUGAGGAAGAUGAGUCGAGUGGCCAGCAGGUGCAGCGCUCGAUCAGCGUCGAUCAAGCAGCGGCGAGCCUCACAUUGCCCCUGAAAAUGCGCAACGAUCAGGAUUUUCCCAGAAACUAUCGCUCCACGCCGAGACGAAAGACUGAAAUCAUUGGCACAACAAAUCAGCAUCUCGUUGGCAAAUUUCACUCGGUCUACCAGCCCAAGGAUGAGGAGGAGGAAGUGGAAAUCGAGCUGCGGGACAAGAGCGACAAGUGCGUGCAUCCCAUUCUGGAGGAGCUGAUCAAGACGGAGGAGGCCUAUGUGAACAAUCUGUACACGGGCAUCGAGAACUAUGGCAACAUCUUUCAGCGCAAGGAUCUGCCGCUGGGCCUGCGCGGCAAGAAGUACGAUCUCUUUGGCAAUAUCGAACAGAUCGCCGAGUUCCAUCGGGAUGAGUUCCUGCCGAUGCUGCAGCGCAAUAAACGUGACCUGAAACGCUUGUUCGACGAGUUCCUGCAGCUACUGGAUCAAAACUGCUUCUACGGUUACGUGAUCUUCACCAUGAACAAGCAAAAGUCCCUGAAGCUGUGUGAUCUCUACAAAAACUAUUUCACCAACAUACGCCUGGAACGCGAUGAUAAGCUGGGCAUCAAUAGCUUCCUGGUGCAGCCCAUCCAGCGUAUGGCCCGCUAUCCUCUGCUCUUGACGCAGUUUAUCAAUACCUUCUUCAAGAACCGCGACAUUGUGAUGAAGCCGCUCAUUGAGUCCUGCUGUCGGCUGGAGAAGAGACUGCGCACCCUGCUGACCACCACAAAUGAAUCGGAGAUCAUUAACGACAUUGUGGACUGCCAUGAGUUCAAUGUGUUCUACCAGGGCAAGUUUCGCAAGGUGAACGAGUUCCAGGUGUUCGACUGCAAGCAGAAGCGCAGCUACCGGGCCAAGGUCUUCAUAUUCGACAAGUGCAUCAUCUACACGGAGAUCAAGGGCAAGCAUCUGCUCUUCCACGGUCGCUAUCCCUGCGAGCACAUUGGCAUCUCGGCCAAGACAAAGUCCUUCACGCUCUACUACGAGCGCCGCAAGCAGCAGGAGUGCGAAUUCACCGCGGAUCCGGCCCAGAUCUCGCUCUGGCUGGACCUCAUACGUGAUAUGAUCAACAACUUUGCCAACGAGGAGCGCCAGAAGCUGCAGGAGCGAUACUGCCGCGAGAACGAUCAUCUGCACCGGAAGGCGCCCAGUUUCUCGCUCUACCGCGACUCGAAUCGCUUCAGCACGGACAGCGGCAUCGGCAACAUAUGGAUAAUGCCCAAGCCGGACGAGGAGACGGCCAGCAAUCGCAGCACGUGGUAUGCCAACUCGUAGAGCAAAGCCCCAGAGACAGUGUGGGACAUGGCAUUUAUACAUAUAUGCGAUCGCAUCAACAUCGAUCGGUCUACGGGAGACCGGCGGCUCGCACCGAGCACCUUUCCAGUCCGGGUAACUGCCACGGUCAGCCCCCCCCAAGGGGCCGACUGGGGGGCCGAGCCAAGUUAUCCAUUGAAUGUUGUUUCAGAUUUGUGUUCAUGGAAAAAUGGAAACCAAACCGCAAAUGAAAAAGCAAACAAAAAAAAAAAACAAUUCAAGUUGCAAGCUAAAUCACCAAAUAUUUUACUCUAAGUUUUGUAGUUUAAUUAAAUUCUUUAUGCUAUUGUUAUUGUUGUUCUCUGGUGCCUAAACAAUUAAGAUUCCAUUAUUCUAUGGGAAUAUCGACUA
Molecule: messenger RNA, 3209 nt
Organism: Drosophila obscura
Lineage: Eukaryota; Metazoa; Arthropoda; Insecta; Diptera; Drosophilidae
Product: triple functional domain protein
Biological process (GO): axon guidance
Cellular component (GO): cytoplasm
Molecular function (GO): guanyl-nucleotide exchange factor activity
Source: RefSeq, a predicted model, not a curated record